CCUCGAUUUUUUUUUUUUUUGGCGGGAAUUAGUAGUGUUGUUUACUUUUAUGCUGGCAUUCAGUCAGCUGUGUGGUGAGGUGCAACCUGUUAAUAAUGAAGGACGUCAGUGGAACUGAUUAUUCAACAACAUCUGUAUCGAAAGGUUGCUUUGUGUUUAAGAAGAAACAGGGGAAGAGAAGGAAACGAUUGAAGACUGCUUCAACAGAUGAAUAUCUUUACGCUGAUCUGUGGUAUGUGUCGUAUAAGGAGAUGUGGAAGAAGAUUGAAAAUAAUUUGAAGGAACUAAGAGACAAGAGCUUCAAGAAAGUGCUAGAAGAUGUAAUAAAUUAUGCAUCAAACUGCUAUAAUGGGCCAGAAGUAAAAUUUCAAGAAAAUGUUGUUCCUAUUGCUGGAUUACUAACUGGUAUCAAUGUACCGGACCAUACGGCUCUGUUUGAUUCUUUAAAAGUUCAGCUCAAUAAACAAGUUACACCUCACAUAGCUGUCUUACGUUCGUGGGAAUGUAGAAAUGUGCGAGUAACUGUGGAAAGAAUGGUUUCUCAGUUCCUGUGUUCGAAGGAUUAUGAAGAGAAUGAGGAUGAUAAUGAUCAGCUGACUGAUGAAGAUAGUGAUAAUGAAAAAUCACACUCACCUAAGAAAGUUAAGAAGGCACUGUGUAACUUUCCUGUGCUUGUUGAGUGGUACAGAACUGUGAAAGAAGAAAAUUACUUUUCUGUCAGAUCUCCAGAAAAGAGGAACAAGAGCAAGAGAGAUAACAAUGAGUACACUAAACCUUUGGUUGUUAUAAUUCCAAACUUUGAGAAUUUCAGUCAGCGUGUGUUGAAAGACUUUAUACUUAUUUCUAGUGCUUAUGUACCACAGUUGCCAAUCGUAAUCAUAGUUGGUGUGGCAACUUCGUCCCUGGCUAUCAGCCGUAGCCUGCCGUACAAUGUUUCAUCCAGAGUUCGAAUACAGUUGUUUCAGAUAACCUCAUCAACAGCCACAGUGAACAAUGUAAUUGAAAAUGUGCUGUUUUCUGAAGACAUAUUGUUCCGUUUGGGAAGUAAAGCAUUCAGAUUCCUUAUGGACAUAUUUCUCUUUCACGACUUUUCCGUACAAGGAUUUAUACAGGCAUACAAGAUUUGUAUGAUGGACCAUUAUGCUGACCGGGACUGGUUUUCAUUGUGUUGUUCACAUAAAGAACUGGAUUCCCGUGUGUCUGGUUUAGUUGCAGAGGAUCUCGAGUAUCUCAGGCGUCUGCCGUCUUUGCGUGCAUAUGUCGAAUCUCUUCCCACAAAGCAAAGGGCUCCUAUUCUUUUGGAUGAUACCUGCUUCCGAGAUCUGUUAAAGAAUCUGAUUGAAAAUCUUCGAUGCCAUUUGAUGACUUUUCAUAUAGCUUUACGUUGUCUGCACUGCUUCACAUCAUCACUUCCAACGUCUCCCCUUGGAAAAACAAUUCGUGAGCUGUACUCACUGUCGGUGUCACAACCAGUUACUGAGUCAGCUGGUUUUAGACAGUCUGUCCAGCUGCUCCGUGUGCAAUCGCAGCAGGAAUUGUCGACUCUUGUAGCCUCUGCCCUUGAGUGUCUGUCUUGUCAGAAGUCCCAGACAAAUCACUGGAGCUCGAAGCUGGAACUGUUGUACAGUACGCUAGAGCGUGCUGCCGCAGACCUCCAGCGGGUUGCAGAUUUUGAAAGUCCGAGGAAGAAACGGAAUCCAGGAGAAAUGGAGAGCCCGACAAAGCGAAGGCCUCCUCUGGUGAUGAACAAUUUUACAACUCCCACGAAGACCAGAAGUUUAUCCAAGUCCCCAAUGAGCACUCCAGUGAGGAAGUGUGGUUUGAACAGUCCUGCGAGAAGAACUCCACUGAGAAGUCCAAAGUACGGUAGCUCUGCUAAGAGAGAUGUCUGCAGUGGAUCAGCUAAAAGAGCUAAUCUUUUUGAAUCCCCUGAGACUAGUCCUACAAAGAGAGUGGUGAAUAUGCUAGAAGGGAAUUUGAGUAGAAGUGAACUAAAAAAGCGGCUUUUAGAACUGAAAGAGCAGCAGUCUAAUGAUGAUGAGGAUGCGAUGUCAAAAUUUGAAGCAAUUCGACAAAAACUCCUGGUGUACCUGACAGAAGAUGCUUUCCCGGCACUCUUACAACCCCCGACCUCAUUGCCAUUAGCAGAAGUAAUCUUCUUCGAUGAUGUGGCGCGUGUUAAGUCACGCAUCGUGGGGGCACCUCGUGGGGCAAUUCAUUCAGCUCUUAGCAACCCGUCAGUCUAUCUGGAGUGUGACUGCUGUAAGAUUUCGGAGCCAGGAACUAUUCUGCCAUCUAUGGUUGACCUUUGCAUCGCAUUUAAGCUACACUUGGAAAGUGGGCGUUUCAUUUCACUUGCUGAUUGGCUUCAGGCUUUUGCAGCUGUAGCAAAUCCUGCAGAAGAUUGUGAUGAUGGCGAUGAAGACAGCCCUAACUCAAAUAUUGAUCCUCAUAUACAAGCCCGAUUUACUCAAGCAGUAAAUGAACUUCAGUUACUUGGAUUUAUACGAACCACCAAAAGGAAAAUGGACCAUGUUGCAAGACUGACGUGGGGUAGCUGCUAAGAGCAUUGCUCCGUAAUCAACAGUUGACUUUCACGCAUCUGCACACACUGAGAGACAGUAUGAUGUUUGUUUUCUGUAACAGUGAAAAUAGAGGUUAAUAGGGAUGUAGUAUCUGUGUUGCAA
Messenger RNA from Schistocerca gregaria, 2687 nucleotides. RefSeq names its product origin recognition complex subunit 3 (gene Orc3). Gene Ontology annotation, cellular component: DNA replication preinitiation complex; nuclear origin of replication recognition complex; nuclear pre-replicative complex. Bases 96 to 2564 code for a protein of 822 amino acids. Gene Ontology annotation, biological process: DNA replication initiation; DNA replication. The transcript has 13 exons. The record is from RefSeq and is a predicted model, not a curated record. Gene Ontology annotation, molecular function: DNA replication origin binding. NCBI's taxonomy places the organism in Eukaryota, Metazoa, Arthropoda, Insecta, Orthoptera, Acrididae.